Molecule: messenger RNA, 1555 nt
Organism: Carassius auratus (goldfish)
Lineage: Eukaryota; Metazoa; Chordata; Actinopteri; Cypriniformes; Cyprinidae
Product: histone H3.3
Exons: 4
Coding region: 109-519 (136 amino acids)
Cellular component (GO): nucleosome
Molecular function (GO): structural constituent of chromatin; protein heterodimerization activity; DNA binding
Source: RefSeq, a predicted model, not a curated record
GGGAGCCGCCGAUUGUCGCAUUUCCGCUGCCAUUGUGCGCAAGAGACAGUAAAUAACACUGAAGCUUCACUCAAAACACGACUUCUGCUGAGGUGAGCGUGUGUCAGAAUGGCCCGUACGAAGCAGACCGCCCGUAAAUCCACCGGAGGAAAAGCUCCUCGUAAGCAGCUGGCGACUAAAGCGGCCCGUAAGAGUGCGCCCUCUACUGGAGGAGUCAAGAAGCCCCAUCGCUACAGGCCCGGGACCGUGGCUCUGCGUGAGAUCCGCCGCUACCAGAAGUCCACCGAGCUGCUGAUCCGCAAGCUUCCCUUCCAGCGUCUGGUGCGUGAGAUCGCUCAGGACUUCAAGACCGACCUGCGCUUCCAGAGCGCCGCCAUCGGAGCCCUGCAGGAGGCCAGCGAGGCGUAUCUGGUGGGUCUGUUUGAGGACACAAACCUGUGUGCCAUCCACGCCAAGCGUGUCACCAUCAUGCCCAAAGACAUCCAGCUGGCACGCCGCAUCCGUGGAGAACGAGCCUGAGCGCCUCUCUCUCUCUCCGUGUGUGUCUCUCUCUCUAUCUCUGUCUGUCUCUGUCUCUCUCUCUCUCUCUCUCUGUGUGUGUCUCUCUCUCUAUCUCUGUCUCUCUCUCUCUCUCUCUCUCUCUCUCUCUCUCUCUCUCUCUCUCUCUCUCUCUCUCUGUCUGGUAGUUGUAGAGUUCAGUCCUGGUGGGGUGGGUGGGUGCUGAUAUACGUGGUGUCUGUGUUUUUUAAGGCAGCAGACUAUUAGGGUACUUCCUGUUUGCAUGUACCGGCCUGUGACCGAUCGGCCUCAAACACACACACACACACACACUCAGUCUGUCCAUCGAUCAUGAGUGAAGGUUAAAUAAGGCGGUCAGGGCUGAUGUCUGCGUUCAGGGCUUUACGUCUCUAAUGCAGGGUGCUAGAACAGCCCUGACCCGUCCCAGAAUUCCCUGCACCGUCCGUCACGAGCACACGUGUGUGUGUGUGUGUGUCGAUCAGCACGGCGUUUGUAUACGAGUCCGAGCAUCUCUUCAACAAAUGUUCAUUAUUGCAAUAUUAAGAAUUACUUUUAAUAAUUAUUAAUCUGAUUCUUUUAUUUGAAUGCAUUCAUAUAAGCUUGUUUCACAGAUCUAGAGCAUAUUUUUGAAGGUGGAGCUUCUUAUAAAGACAGUUUUAGAUCACAAAUCGUGUUUAUUUUCUAAAGGAUGAAUUAGUGUUCAGUCUGAAGCGUGUGAAGGGAGGAUUGCUGUUGAGUUUGGUCUUGAUCGGAGAAUCUGGAUUCACACUGAAUAAAUAUGUAUUGGCUUGAUACUGUUUUUGAGUCCUGCCACGUGAUCUUCCUUCAUUAAAGAGCAGUUUUCUACUCUCAUCCCUUCAGCGUCACACGACUCCUCAGGCAGACAUGGAAACAUUAUUAUUAUUAUUAUUAUUGAAUCCUGCUUGAUUUGUUUCUCCUUGAUUCAGCGUUUGACUACAGAACAUUCAGGUGUUUCAUAAACAGAUCUUUGUAAUUUGAAAUUUCUCUUAAUUGCAUAAUAAAUGGAUGUCACACA